This is a messenger RNA of Diutina rugosa, 618 nucleotides long. RefSeq lists its product as uncharacterized. Gene Ontology annotation, cellular component: mitochondrion. The record is from RefSeq and is a predicted model, not a curated record. Lineage: Eukaryota; Fungi; Ascomycota; Pichiomycetes; Serinales; Debaryomycetaceae. The transcript has a single exon. The coding region runs from base 1 to 618 and encodes 205 amino acids.
AUGCUGCGACCCGUGCCUGCUCGAGCGGUAUCUCGGGCAAUGAGACAGAGGUUUAUGUUUUACGAUCUUGUUAUGAAGACCCCUACCCACCCUCAUCACCCGAGCGAUUUACAAGUUAUCGAACACCAGGUCGGCAAGGAGAAGAGUUUCAGCGAAAUGACUCCUUUGGAAAGAAUGGAAAAGGUAUUUGGCGGGCGCAUCAGAGGGGAUGAUCGUCAAGCCAGUUCGCGGGUAUCGAGAUCACAACCAAGAGUGAUUGCAGGCGUGACUGUUCCUGCUAAGCCAGUGGAACCUGACAAUUGUUGCAUGCUGGGAUGCAUCAACUGUGUUUGGGAGUUAUUCAAUGAAGAUGUCAAGGAAUGGAAGGAAAAGCGACUGGAGGCAGCGAAAGCUAUCAAAAAGACCGGCGGUGUAUGGCCGGCCGACUUUCAUCCUCCCUUGAAGGAAUUGGCUCCCGAAAACCGUCCUAAAGACGUUGAGGACGUUGAAGACGGUGUAGAGACUAAAGACGACGCUUGGGGCGGAGUGCCCGUGGCAAUGCGGGUAUUCGCUGAGACCGAACGGAAAAUUAAGGCGAGAGCAGCAGCAAGACGAGCUGCCCAGGAGGCAGCGAGAUAG